This is a messenger RNA of Camellia sinensis, 1389 nucleotides long. Lineage: Eukaryota; Viridiplantae; Streptophyta; Magnoliopsida; Ericales; Theaceae. The record is from RefSeq and is a predicted model, not a curated record.
AUGCCAGACGUUGCUGUGGAGGACGCCUCUUUACCCGAUUCUCCUACUGUCCAGGAAGAGUACCUUACUUAUGUUUUUCCAGGUGGACCGACUAAUCCAUUAAUACUGCGGAGUUUCAAUAGUCAUGUCGCUGCAGCUGUUUGGCACGAGGAGUUAGCUCGUUGCACUUAUCGGUUCGUUAACAAGCUUCUAAUCUCCAGUUUUGUUGAGAGAUGGCAAUCUGAGAUGAAUACAUUUCACAUGACAGUUGGUGAGAUGACCUUGACUUUGGAUGAUGUUGGCACUAUUCUUAGCCUUCCCAUUGUAGGCAGAUCAGUGAGCGUACCGGAUGUGACGGAUCAUCAUGGAGUUACACUACUAGUUUCUGGCUUAGGGAUUACUGAACGUGUAGCACAUGAAGAGGUUUCUACUGCUGGUGGCAAUUCAGUCAGGCUUGAUGACAAGAGUAGCGGCAGGGUUCCUGUUGUUUACCUUAGCUUAUUGAUGGAUUUGGGAUCCAUUCAUACUUACGCCUGGGGUGCUGCUACAUUAGCAUUUUUAUACAGACAGUUGAGGUAUGCUAGCCGGUCCGGAUUUAAGCAGAUGAGUGAUUAUAUGACUCUUUUGGAGGCGUGGAUUUAUGAGCACUUCCGAGCAUUCCGACCUCACCAGAACAUGGGCUACAAUGAAGACAUGCCACACGUGUACCAUUGGGCAUCUAUGAGAGAGGCGGGUUCCUCCAUUGAUCAUUUGAAAUCUUUUCAAGCAGAGCUGGACAGUUUGGUAGCGACUGAUGUUAUUUGGGAUCUAUACCACAGCUGCAGAGACCGGCAUCCAUGUAACCCGGUUACGUUCUACCAUGGAUGCUUAAAGUACUUAGACGUGGUCGAACCCUAUUAUCCAGAUAGAGUUCUGAGGCAGUUUGGCAGGGUUCAAACCAUCCUAGAUGCACCGCUAGCUCCCAGUCGUGGUGCUCGAGGCAACAUAUCUGCACGAUAUACAGUCAUGUAUAGAUACUUGGAUAAGAUCUGGGAGGCUUGGGAUAACCACGUGUUAUCUGAACAGCGGAGGAGCACACCAGUUCGUCAGCCUUGGGAAUGUGUACCAGGUUACAUGGAUUGGUAUAAGAAUAUCACGUACCUAUAUGUUGAGCACACUGAUGAAUCGUGUGUCCAUGACCAUCAGGAUUUCAGCCAACAUGCCGAUAUUGCAUAUCCCGUUGUUGAGGCUGGUUAUGAGGAGGGGAUUCGACAUCCUCAUCGACUUUACCAGGCUAUCGAGACUAUGACGCAUGUCCUUGAAGGUCAGCACAUUAACGAAGCUGGACCUAGUUAUACUGGAGGCCGUUUUUCAUCUCCGACAUUGACAUACAGUCGUAGGCCUAGGCGUAGGCAUACAGCUGAUUCGUGA